Messenger RNA from Sipha flava (yellow sugarcane aphid), 1376 nucleotides. RefSeq names its product RNA 3'-terminal phosphate cyclase (gene Rtca). Gene Ontology annotation, molecular function: RNA-3'-phosphate cyclase activity. Bases 117 to 1199 code for a protein of 360 amino acids. Gene Ontology annotation, cellular component: nucleus. Gene Ontology annotation, biological process: RNA processing. NCBI's taxonomy places the organism in Eukaryota, Metazoa, Arthropoda, Insecta, Hemiptera, Aphididae. The record is from RefSeq and is a predicted model, not a curated record. The transcript has 10 exons.
AACCUGUACAUCAAAAUUGCAAAAUAAAUUUUUAUACAUUUUUACUGUUUUGGUUGGUAUUAUUUUAUAAUUUUAAUCGUCUAAGUGAAAAUAUCUUGUUUACAAACAAUAGAAAUAUGGAUAUGAAGAACAUUGAUGGCAGUAUAUUAGAAGGUGGUGGCCAAAUUUUGCGACUAUCCGUAGCCUUUUCAUGUCUUUUUCAGCAACCUAUUAAAAUUACCAAAAUACGAGCAGGACGAUCUAAUCCUGGAUUGAAAGCUCAACAUUUAUCUGGAAUUAAUUUGGUUAAAGAGAUGUGCCGUGCUAAUACAAAUGGAGAUCAAUUAAAUUCUUGUGAAUUAUCAUUCUAUCCUAAAACUUUAAGAAUGGGAAAUUUCAAUCUGAAUGUUAACUCUCAAACUGCUGCGAGUAUUCCUUUAAUGAUUCAGUCUGUGUUGCCUGUAGCAAUAUUUAGUAAUCAGAAUUCUUCUAUAACUAUGAAAGGAGGAACAGAUGUCAGCUUUUCUCCCUCAAUGGAUUACGUAACAAAUAUUUUAUUUCCUAUUUACAAAUUAUUUGGUAUAGAUUGUGAAGCACAUAUUAUUAAACGAGGAUUUUACCCUAAAGGUCGUGGUGAAGUACUGUUAACAGUUAACCCAAUUGUUGGUUAUUUAAAACCUAUUGAAAUUAAUAAAUUUGGAGAUCAACCAGCUAUCAAAGGAAUCAUCUUUAUAUCCGGACCUAAGCAUCAAAUCAAUAAAAUAAAUCAAAUAGUUAAAGAUAUAGCUAUAGCUGUAAAAAAUAAGUUAAAUUUAUCUGGUUAUCAUAAAGUUACAAUUCACACUGAAAUUGGAGAUUCAGAAGGUUCUGGUGGAAGUUUAGUGUUGGUAGCCGAUACAGGAAAGUGUUUGCUUGGUUCAUCUUCUCUUUAUGAUAUGAGAAAAUCAACUGUGGACAGUAUCACUGAUGAAGCUUGUCACAAACUUUUAUUAGAAUUGGAAGUUAAGUCUUGUGUUGAUGCUUAUACUAUGGACAAUCUUAUUAUUUUUAUGGCUCUAGCAAAUGGUAAAUCCCUAGUAAAAUGUCGAGAGAUCACUCUGCAUACUAAAACUGCCAUUCAUAUUGCUGAACAAUUUACUAAUGCUAAAUUUAGUAUUAAACAAACAGAAGAUGGUCUGAAUGAAAUUGUUUGUAAUGGCAUCAAGCUGAAAAUUAUUUAAAGUCAAAUGUUUGUUUUUAAUUUGCAUUAGAUUUAAAUAUAAUAUAAUAUGUUUAAAACUGCUAAUUUAAGAUACUAGUCAAUUUCUUUAUACUAUUUUAUUAAUUUACUAAAUGAAAAAACUAUUGUUUACUUUAUUAUUUUAUUAUGAUACAGACCUAUAGUUAGUAAAACAUCA